UAUAAUACUAUCCUAUAUAUCUAUUAGUAGUAUUAGACUAAUAAAAGAAUAGUAAUAGAAGAAUAAUAUAGACCAUAUAAGCAUUGGGACUUCUUAAUGAAAAAAGUUUUUGAAUUCUAGAUUUAAAAAUGAUACCAAUAUAGAAAAUGUCAUACAGUCUGCAAGUCUCAAUAGCCAACAUCUGAAAUGUAUUACCAAUCUAACUAUCCCCAAUACUACGGUGGAGAUGCAGUGUAUCCUCCUCAGUAUCCAAAUUCUGGGCCCCCACCACCACCCAUGGCAAUGCAAGCUUACAGUGCUUAUAAUGUGAACCAGUAUCAAGUGCCAUCUAGUGGAUAUGGAAACUAUCAACAUCCUGGCCAAGUGCCUGGCUUGUACUCUGUACCAGUUGUCCAGCAAAUGCACCAGACAGCAGUGCAAAGUACGCAACAGCCACCACAAGUGAUGGAGAUGCCUACUACAACAUAUCUCAAAACUAUGGAUGCUCACCUGUACCAAUACCAGAUGCAGAAACAAAUGGAACUAAUGGAGAAAAUGGAAGAAAUGCUGAGAAGAGGCCAGGACCUCAGUCACAAGAAAGCAGAAGAAAUUUUAGAGGCUGAUAAAGAUCCCAAACCAGUAUUGCCAGAGAAAGUUGACAAUACAAUUACUGAAGAAGAAAUUAAAGCCACAGUCAAAGAAGAAAUGAAAAGGGUUUUUGUUGCUGAGCUUAUGAGACGCCAAAAAGUUUCAGGAACUUUCGACAUGACAGAAGGAACUGUGAAGCCUUUUAAAAAGUAUGAUCAAGGUGAUCCUGUGGCUGAGUGGUACCUCAAGCACAGGAGCAUCAAUGUGACUAACAAACCCUGGGAUCCUGAGUGUGAUUGUGAAUAUUUGCGAGAUGCUAUGAAAGGUUUAGGUACCAAUGAUGAUGCUAUUAUUCACAUUGUGUCUUCUCGAUGCAAUCAACAAAGACAGGAAUUAAAAGAUAUGUUCAAGGCCUUGUAUGGCAGAGAUUUGAUUCAUGACAUAAAGGGAGAGUUGAGUGGCGACUACAAGGAGCUGGUGAUGGCACUGUUUGUCUCCCCUGCAGAGUAUGAUGCAUGGUGUAUAAAAGAGGCCAUAUAUGGCCUAGGAACAGAUGAGCAAGCUUUAGUUGAGAUUUUAAUGACCAGAACCAAUGAUCAGAUCAAAGAAAUCAGAGCUGCUUAUCCAAAUGUUGUUCACAAAAGCAGAGUUGCCAAAGACACUCAGUUUGAAAAAGACAUUAAAGAUGACACAAGUGGAGACUUCAAGAGACUUCUUCUCUCUGCAGCUAUGGGUAAACGUUACGAGAUACCACAAAACAGACUGGAACAAGCUGUUCAAGAAAUUAUAAAUCCACAAGAUAACCAAGGAACAGGGAUGUUUGAAGUGAACUACACCAAACUCUGUGAUCAAGAAAAGGCCAAAGUUGAAGCGCAGCAACUCUACAAGGCAGGGGAGGCAAGAUGGGGUACAGACGAAGAAACUUUUAACAGAAUUUUCUCAACACGAGACUACUACCAGCUAAGGGCUACUUGGGAUGAGUAUGUCAAGAUAACACAAAGAGAUAUAUUAAACAGUGUUGACAGAGAAACUUCUGGAAACUUUAAGAAAGGUUUAAGAGCUAUAGUAAUGAAUAUAAGAAGCCGCCCCAUGUUCUUUGCUGAGAAGUUACGUGAUGCUAUGAAGGGCUUAGGAACAGAUGAACGAACUUUGAUUAGGAUUAUAGUCUCAAGAUCAGAGAUUGACAUGGUGCAGAUCAAGGAAUGCUUCCUCAAACUGACAAACAAAACUCUCUGGAGAUGGAUCAAGGAAGACACCAGUUUUAAUUUCAAGAAACUGCUUCAGGCCAUCGUUGGUAAAAACUGAAGCACUUUAAAAAUUACAUAGAGCAAGCCAGUACAUUUAUUUAUUGUUAUUUCACAAACCUAAUAGUAGAUUAUUGAUAUUUAUGUAGAUCUCUUUCUGAAUCUCUGUUUUGUUUUUUAAGAGGAGGGUAGAGCUAAUAACUCCUUGAAUUAUUAUUGGGAUAAAAUAUGUUGUAUUAUGUUUAAAUAUUGUUUUUUUUUAAAUUAUAAACUAUUGUUUUGUUGUUUCCUUGAAAGAUUUACAUUGUUAACUUCUCAAAUUUGUAAACUUAUGCCUUUUUUAUUCCAUAGCUUUAAUUCUAUUAAUAUUUUGUAUACUUACCUAUUCAUUAUAUGAUUCAAAAAUCAAUAAUUUAACGAGAAAAGUGAUUCUAUUGUUCAUUUUAUUGUUUAUUUAAAUAUUUUAUAUUCUAUGUGUUAUUUUUUUUUUUUACACCUAAGCUUCACAAAUAUUUAAUAUUACAAUAAAAUUUUGUUUAGAAAUAAAUGUCCCACUAAAUUUUUUUGCAGAUCUCUAAAUAUUGUAAUAUUUUGCUUUAAAAUUUUGCCUGAUCUAAAAAUGUUUUAUGUGCCAAGCCUUGUGUCUCUAAUAGUUUGUAAACAUAUUUUCAUAACUGACUGCAUGGAUCUCCAACAACAAGGGUUAGGUCACCCACCUGCAGACCUUUUAGUCUCCCUUGCAGAGCAUAAGUUUUCAGAUUAUAGAAUUGAUGAUCCAUUUGUUAUGUUAAUUCAAUGAUACUGAAACUCAAUAGAGCUAUUUGAAGUUGACUUUUUUUUUGCUUAAGUACUACCUGGGAUUAGGGGAGUUUAAUCAGAAGGCCUUAAAAUUGACUUCUCUCUCACUUUUUUUCUUUUCUUUAUUUUUAAAUGUAUAUUUUUAAAUAAUUUGAUGUUUAGUCUUAUCAUAGUUAGAAAUAAUUGACAAACGUUGAGAUUUAAAAUCCUAAAUAAUUAACUAAUUAGUGUUGAAAAUACCAUUAAACAUAAACCAUAAGUGCCAGACUUUAGUAGGCACCUAAUAUCUCAUAUAUAUAUAGCACAACAUAAGGAGUAUGUAUGUAUGUAUGUAUGUCCCGAAUAGAAAUCAAAAACGGUUUGAUCAAUUUUGAUAAAAUUUGGCAUGAAUGUUUCUUAGAUCACGGUGGGGCAGGAAUAUAAGGGUGUGGGUUGUACGUUUCUGAUUUUACUUAUUUUGUUAUUCCUGUUGGGUAUACGCAUGAAAAUAGGGCAGUAUUGUUACUUGUUACUCAUGUUUAAAAAAAAAAAGAUUUAGGCCAAUGUUGAUUUUCCUCAACCAUUUCAAUUGAACAAUAGUUGGCAGCCAAGAGUUGUGUCAUCUGAUUUAAUUCCUCCAUCCACUGACUUCAAC
Molecule: messenger RNA, 3243 nt
Organism: Biomphalaria glabrata
Lineage: Eukaryota; Metazoa; Mollusca; Gastropoda; Planorbidae
Product: annexin A7-like
Exons: 17
Coding region: 187-1872 (561 amino acids)
Cellular component (GO): cytoplasm
Molecular function (GO): calcium ion binding; calcium-dependent phospholipid binding
Source: RefSeq, a predicted model, not a curated record